This is a messenger RNA of Vitrella brassicaformis, 3309 nucleotides long. The record is from the annotation of a GenBank genome assembly. NCBI's taxonomy places the organism in Eukaryota, Vitrellaceae.
GGAAAAGAAAAGGGAAAGACGAGCCCGAGGCGUUGGCAGACGCCGCCAGGCCUCAUGGCUUCCUUCCUUGUCGGAACUAUCCAUGAAGUCCACAUCUGACCCUUCGGAUGCCUCUCUCGCGACGAUGCGGCGGCGAGUCUCGUCGAAGAGGGGCAGCCACUGACGAUAGACAGGUAGGGCGAAGGCGAGAUGGGAAGGAAAGGGCAUCCCUCAUAAUGGUUGACAAUUUAUCCAUCUUGUGUGUGCAGGGCGGUUCACGUCGACUGGAGACCAGUGGCUUAAGACGAUGUCGAGCACAUACGACGGAGCCGACCUGACGGCGCGUGUCGAUUCGCGUAUCAGAGAAUACGCAGAUUCUGUUCUGCGGGAGCGCGCGGCUUUUGUUCUGCAAGAGUGUCUGAGGAGCCCGAGAACGGACACAAUUACGCAGGGAAAAGCGCAAACACUAGGUAAGGCAGCUAGCCGACAGGUCAUUAUGGAUCUCUAAUGGUGGUGGUGCUUUAUGGGCGGGUGGCGCGGUGCAGAGGCAUUUCUGGUGCUGGAGGAGAUCCCGGAUGCCGCUCGUGUUGCGAACGUCAUUAGCACAGCUUUGCAGCAGGUCCCGUCAUCUGCAACAGCUGAUGCUGGUCCUACUGCGGUGGGUGUGGCUGGCCGAGAAAAUCUGGCAUGCACACAGAUACGACCUGGCAUGGUGCUCACUUGUGUUUGCUUGUUGGCUCGAUCAGGGGCAGAUGCCGCUAUCAGAGAACAAGCUGCUUUGGUCCUGCAAGAGUGUCUGAGGCGCCCGGCAACGGACAGUGCAAUCACGACAGUAGGUAAGCAGCCAGCCGACAGGCCAUUAUGGAUCUCUAGUGGUGGUGGUUGUGUGGGCGGGUGGUGCGGGGCAGGGGCAUUGCUGGUGUUGGAGGAGAUCCCGGAUGCCGCUCAUGUUGCCAACGUCAUUAGCACAGCUUUGCAGCAGGUCCCAUCAUCUGCUCAGGCUGCUGCUGCGGUGGGUGUGACUGGCCGAGAAAGAGAUACGCACGCAGACAUGACAUGGAAUGAUGCUCACUUGUGUGUUUGGGCCUUUUCCUUUCUUGUCAGGCCGCAUCAGCAUUGUCAAGUUCAGCAGCUGCCAUGCCAUCUCAGCCCUUCCCUCUCACGCCAUCUCUCCCCACCACCACACCCCACCCAUCCGCCCAGGCCCCCGCACUGACUCCCGUGUCAGUGGCCGACGGUGCAGCUGCAGCUGGGUCAGGGGAGAGGGCGGCAGACACACAGGAGGGGGGAGCAGGGCAGAAGGGAGACGACGGGGCGGAGGAGGGGGUGCGUGAGGGGCGGUACCGUGACGACCUGUUGGUAGAGUUGUUUGAGGAGCUCAAGAUAGCCGACCCGAUUCACUACGCGUGGUGUGAGGGGGCUGAUACCUUCACGCGGGUCUACAGUAAGCACCCAGGGGAGGGGCCUGGCUAUCACUCUUAUGCCCAUUUAUCGCUUUGUGCCUGUAUGUGACUGAUUGGCGUGUCAGGAGCCCUGCAUGACGCGAAUGUCGCCAAUCCGAUGAAGGUUCUUCGCAUUGUCGGGAGAGCGCUGGCGCAGCAGGUGGGUGGAUCAACAUGACGCUUUCAUUGCAUCGACGACAGGACUGUUGUUUGUGUGACUCGGACAGACGCAGCCCCCGCACUCCCACCGUCCCACCGACCCGUCUGUGUGUGUGUCAUCCGGGCAGCCGGCAGACGGCGCGGGAGCUGUCGGUGACUCUGAUGACCACGAGGCCAUGCAGUUGGCGAACGAUGAGGCCGCUGAUCCUGCACCGUCGAGUCAUCCUCCCGCCCCUCCCCUGCCACGGCAGCCGCCUGCGUCUCAGGGAGAGCCGGCAGGUGCGAUCAGCCUGGAGGACAUGGAGCGCUUCUGGAGGGAACAAUACACCGCUUUGACGGUAUGUCACAUGUCAUUUGCAACAAGCACCAUGUCAUCUCCUCGGUUGCCUUUUCUUUGUGGCUGGCUGGUUCGAUCAGGGGCAGAUGCGGCCCAUCGCACCGCCCAAUCCUCAGGUACAGACAGGCAGACAGAUAGACAGACAGACAGACGCGCGAAUGAUGAGGAGAGCACCACAUGUUCAAUGACGUGACGACUGUGUCGCUCGUCAGCAUGGUGGUGGCGGUGCUGCUGAUGACGACGACGAGGACAUGGAGCGCUUUUGCUGGGAACGAUACACCGAAUUGACGGUAUGUCACACAUGUCCUUUGAAUCACCAUGUCACUCCUCGGUUGCCUUUUCUUGGUGGCUGGAUCAGGGACAGGUGCCGCCCAUCGCACCGCUCAAUCCUCAGGUACAGACAGGCAGACAGACAGACAGACAACGUGUAUCAUGAGAAAGGCACCACAUGUUCCAUGACACGAUGACUGUAUUGCUCGUCAGGCUGGUGGCUGGGCUUCUGCUGCUGUUGCUGCAUCGAGCGGGCCUCUGCCAGCAGCAUCCACUACAGCUACUCCUGUGGUGGGGACACCUACGCCAGCACACAAAGACACCUGGUCUUCGUGGACGGAUCGUUCAUGCUGUCAGGUCGGGGACUCCUCCGUUCCACCCAUGACACUGUUUCCGCCCGGCCGCGUGUUUUUGGGCCCUCUCCGGCCGCCCCCCUGCCCCUGGCCCUUCGCCCCACCCAUGGCCGUCAACCACAACACUCCAGCUCGACCACCGCACAUCCCCAUGGCGUCGAUCAUGGCGCCUCCUCCUGGCCAGAUGAUGAUGCACCCCUCCGCGGCUGGAGGUGCCCGGAUGAUGCUCCCGAGUGCCACCCGCACAGGCCAGCAGGCACCAUCCGUGCAGACGACCGGCGGGGCACCGACGACUGGGAACGGCUAGGCACGACGCACAUCGCAGCACAGUAGCGGUGGAGGGAGUAGUAAGGGAGCAGUAGAGGCAGGUGGGAGAGGGACGGAGGGAGGAGGGAAGGAUGGAGACUUCGUUGCCUAUGUGUGUGUGUUUUGAGUGUUCAUGUCUGUGGGCUGUGUAAUCGAUUGCGGUGUAUCCACGCGUACGACAAACGCACUCAUCCAUCCAUCCAUGCCCUUCCAUGAGCAAGAGCAAGAGAGAUAGACAGAUGACCGACCCGACGUGCCGUUCCAUUGCCAUGCUGUGAGCCAGUCGAGUCAUCAGACGUGGUCAAGCAGCCAGCACCCCUGGUGGUCGACCGGCUGCGACUGGUGGCGAGACUGGACCACGGAUGGCUGGGUGGCGGUAUGGUGUGUAGGUGAAUUCGCAUGGACUAACUCGUGGACCGUGUAUGCGGACAGACCAAUGUUCGGGCAGUUUUGUCAAUGUCGA